CCUUAUACCAUGUCCCUAGUGGAAUACCCAGACUCGGACUCGGACAAUGAUGGUGAGCGCAGUGCAGCAACAUCUCCCCAGCCGGUGCAGACUGUCCCCAAGAAUCCUGUGAAGCGCAAACGCACCGAAAAUACUGGGGAUGACCUACCACCGCUUCCGUCAGCAUUCCACGACCUUUAUUCGACGAAUGCCCGGCUCAGCACUAGCGAUGAUCCAAGCCUGCAUGGCGGCCGUAAACGGGCAGUACCUCACGUCGAGGGCAAUUGGCCGAGCCAUGUCUUCCUAGAGUGGAUACCUUCACAGGCCGAGUGUCUUGACCUGCACAGUUUGAUACACCACGUGAAAGACUUACUGAACCGCCAGAAUGAGGCUCGAACAAAGAAGGUACCUAUACCUGAUAUCACGCCGUCUCUACAGUCGGAGCUAGGUGCAACACUACCUUUGCACGUGUCUUUAUCGCGGACACUGCAAAUUAAGACAGAAAACAGGGAGUCGUUUCUCGAAACCCUAAGGUCUUCUUUGCGGAGAGUCGCAGUCCGCGCUUUCCACUUUGGCUUCAAUGGCCUGAAAUGGGUGCCGAACUUUGAGCGAAACCGAUGGUUCUUGGUUCUCGCCAUCAAUAAGCCGGAGCAUGAUGAGCUGAACAGGGUCCUCAAUGCUUGCAAUGAUGCCGCAGAAGACUGUGGCCAUCUGGGGUUAUAUACUGGCGGUCAAGGUGACGGCCCGAUGCAGGACAACUCAACCAGCAACACUUCAGAAAGAAGAAAAGGCGGGCAAACCAAGAGUGAGAAGGCCGACCAUUCGGAGUACUUUCACGUCAGUAUCGCUUGGAAUUUAACAGAGCCUGAUCCCGAAUGGAUCUCCCUAGUUCAAAAUAUCGACAUAAGCAAGUACAUCCAGCCACCACAAGAAUCAUUCGAUGCAGUGAAAGCGAGGGUUGGAAAUGUAGUCCAUAAUAUCGCCUUAACAAAUAAAAGGUCUGGACCCGGAAAAGGAGGAGGACUUCUGGGGUUAGGGUGAUCAUUGUAUUCUAGGAUUGACACCGACGUGGGAACAACAUUCGAAAAGGAGGUCCGGGCCGUAUGAGGUGGUCAACAGGUGGCAGCUUAGAGCAGUUGGAUGAAACCAAGCAAUAGUUUUUAUCGAGUAGAUGAUCACAUUAUACCCUAAUCUAUACCAGAG
Messenger RNA from Cucurbitaria berberidis CBS 394.84, 1182 nucleotides. RefSeq lists its product as uncharacterized. The coding region runs from base 10 to 1020 and encodes 336 amino acids. Lineage: Eukaryota; Fungi; Ascomycota; Dothideomycetes; Pleosporales; Cucurbitariaceae. The record is from RefSeq and is a predicted model, not a curated record. Gene Ontology annotation, cellular component: nucleus. Gene Ontology annotation, molecular function: 3'-5'-RNA exonuclease activity. The transcript is spliced from 2 exons. Gene Ontology annotation, biological process: U6 snRNA 3'-end processing.